This is a messenger RNA of Rotaria sp. Silwood1, 2087 nucleotides long. Lineage: Eukaryota; Metazoa; Rotifera; Eurotatoria; Philodinida; Philodinidae. The record is from the annotation of a GenBank genome assembly.
AUGCUAAUUGGUAGAAGAACAACAAUUCGUGGACGUGUAACACAAUUUGGAUUUGGUGCUUUUUUAUCUCAGAAAUUUUUACAUCUUUCUGAUCCAACAGAACCAGUUCAUUUGAAUGUUAUUAAGUAUGAUGAAAAUUUGUGUACGGAAAUAAAAUAUAAAACUAUUGAAGAAUUUCUACAGACACCAUCGGAAACAGUAAACUCAAUGACAUGGAUUGACAUCGAUGGUAUUCAUGAUCCAGAUGUCAUAUCUGGAAUAGGUGAACGUUAUGAUAUUCAUUCAUUAGUUCAAACAGAUAUAACAACAACUGAACAACGAACAAAAUUAGAUGUAUUGGAUGAUGCUUUAUUUCUUGUAUGCAAAUUAAUAUAUCAUGAUAUGGAUUGUACAGGUCAAAUAAUUAUUCAACAAAUGAGUUUUUAUUUGAAACAUGAUAUUCUUAUAACAUUUCAAGAAACAUCCAAAGAUUUAUUUGAUUCAAUAAAAAAUCGUAUUCGACAGGGAAAAGGUCGUAUAAGAAAGUCUAAAAUUGAUUAUCUCUUUUAUUCGCUUCUUGAUGUUAUUGGUGAUCAUUAUAUGGAUGUUCUUCAUAUGAUGGAUACAUCAGUUGCAUCAAUUGAUAAUCAACUGAUGAAAACACUUAAACGUGAUACAUUAGAAUCUAUAUAUGAUUUAAAACGUGAUAUUCUUUCUUUACGUUCAAUAAUAUCUCCAUUCAAAGAAAUAAUUAUUAAAUUACAAAAAGAAGAAGAAACACAAAUUAUGCAAGAAAGUACAAAUAUUUAUUUAAAAGAUUUAUUUGAUCAUAUUGUACAAGCUAAUGAUUCUAUUGAUACAUAUAGAGAAAUGUUAUCAUCGUUUAUUGAUUUUUAUAUGAUCUUAAAUUCAAAUCAUAUGAAUGAAAUAGUUAAAACAUUAACAAUUGUAACAAGCAUUUUUAUUCCAUUAACAUUUAUUGUUGGAGUUUAUGGCAUGAACUUUGAAAAUAUGCCUGAACUUCGUUAUAAAAAUGGUUAUUUUAUUGUACUUGGUUGCAUGGGUAUGUUGGUAAUACUCAUGCUUUCAUUUUUUAAGUAUAAACAUUGGUUGUAACAUUUUUUAUUAGUUUGCUCAUCAUAUUUCUUUUUAAUAUUCAAAAAUAAAUAUAAAGAUCUAUCAAAUGAUUUGACAAAAGCAAACAUUGUUUGAUAUAAAAAGAUACCAAUUGGCUUAGAUUUGGGAGGUUCCAAAAAAAGGAUAAAGAAAUUGGAAGGAGAGAUACCAUGAUCGCAUUUUUCUAAUCGUAUGACAUUUUACUGGAUUUUUCUUCUAGAAAUUUGCAAAUUACUAUCAAUAGUUAUUUAAUUUAUCAGUGAAAAUUAUCUUUGUUUUUCUUUUAUAUCAAACUUCCUGAUUCUCUUACUUUUCUUCUGAUUUUAAUUAUUUUCUUACUUGACUAUUAGCGAUAUGUUGAUCCAACAAGGACUUUCAGCAAUAUAAGACAUCUAUUCCAAUGUUUAAUAUAUAUGUUGCAGUUGACUUUGGAAUCAAGUUGAGAUUGGAAUUAUCUAGGUUGUUCGGUUUUUUUUACAAAUUUUGUUAACAUGCAUGCAAAAGAAUUUGUUUGUUUGUCACUCCAUUUAUGUUUAUUGUUAUUUCUUGGGUGAUCAAGAUGGAUUCAUUUUUGUAUUUUGAUUGAUAAAUAAUUAUCAGUGACUUUCUUUAGUGUUUUCUUAUAUAAUUAUUUAUAUUAGUUAUGGUAUUGAUUUUAAUGAAGUUUUUAUCUGUAAUAAUGCUAGACGAUGAUUUGAUAUUAAACAAUUUCUUGCUGAAUUAGUAUGGAUUGCAGUUCAAUAUUUUUUGUUCAUGCUUGGAAGAUAGGGACAUUGCAUGAUUGGUUCAAGCGAAAUCUAGAGUAGAUUAGUCAUUUGUAUUAUUUUAUAUUUGAAUUUUUCUUUGAGCUCGGGACAUGUGGACAUUGAAUGAUUGGUUGAGACGAAAUCUAGAGCAAAUUAGUCAGCUAUAGGAUGUGGGUGUGGGCGUGGGUGUGAGUGUGGAUGUGGGUGUGGGUGUGCGUGUGGGUGUGGGUGUCGAUGCGGGUAAGG